Messenger RNA from Uranotaenia lowii, 6082 nucleotides. RefSeq lists its product as uncharacterized. NCBI's taxonomy places the organism in Eukaryota, Metazoa, Arthropoda, Insecta, Diptera, Culicidae. Gene Ontology annotation, cellular component: nucleolus. Bases 97 to 6039 code for a protein of 1980 amino acids. The transcript is spliced from 4 exons. The record is from RefSeq and is a predicted model, not a curated record. Gene Ontology annotation, biological process: maturation of LSU-rRNA from tricistronic rRNA transcript (SSU-rRNA, 5.8S rRNA, LSU-rRNA); maturation of 5.8S rRNA from tricistronic rRNA transcript (SSU-rRNA, 5.8S rRNA, LSU-rRNA).
UCUCAAACGUGCAACAGGAACUAGUCGGUCUCUUUUAUUCAAAAAUACACCUUUAAAACAAUACUUUAACCUGCUAAUUUAGUGACACCCGAAAGCAUGACCACAACGGCAAUGAAGCGAAAAUCGAUUUCCGCCGGGGGCUGUCCGUUCGGGGCCAAAAAAGCGAAAGUUGAAAAUGGAACCGGUGGCGGAGCGGGUAAGAAAAUGAAAAAGCUGAAGGUAAAAAAGGAUGGUUUGAAAGUAAAGCGGAAUGCACUAACCAAGGAUAAGAUUCGUAAGGUAAAGAUAAAGAAGGGUACGGCGAAAAAGAUUCUGGAGGAUACGAAGCAACAGCAUCCGGUAGAUAAUACCCCCGCGAAUAAAGUGGUUGAGAAUUUCAGGCAAAAGCUGAACCAAGAUUCAGUACCUAUCGAUGUGAUUCGUCAUUUUACGGCCUCGCUGCAACAGAAUCCCUCUUACGCAGUAGAUUACAUUCGAGCGGGUGGCACGUUUAAGCCGCUGAUCAAAGUUCUGAAUGCUCUCGACAAGGAAAAACUAUCGGACAUUGCGGAGUUGCUCACGUUGAUACACUACAUUCUGAUCGAAAGUGUUAACUAUGACGAAACACAUGCCGAUUAUGCAGCCAAAUGUGCGAAGUCAAUUAUAACCGAUUAUAAGCCAGUAAUAAUGUCGUUGUUAAGGACCCUGCAAAAUGAGUUUCAUAAAUCUUCGGCGUUCCGCAUUCUGAAAGCAGUUCUGCUCGUUGAUUAUAGCCAUGGUAAAGAUAUUCUGAAACUGUUGGAUGUCUGCCUUCCGGAUAUGGAGAUGCUAACUGUUCGCGAAAGUUCGGCUAAUGAUUCGCAUGAAUCGUUACGUGGAGUUUUUAUCGAUUUCAAUCUUUCGUUUCUGAUCGAUACGGGAGCAGAUUUGACCAGAGCUUGGUUAAGUCGUUUUCUGUUGGUUAACCCGCUGGUAUCAAAUCUUUUGUACGACAGGGCUGAAAACGUUAUUUUGGUAAUGAAAACGUUUCAACAAUACGUUUUAGAAUGUCCGGAGAUCGAUAAGUACAUUUACCGUACAACCUUUUCAACGGAUAUUCUAAAAGCAUUGAUACAUGUGUACGAUUGGGUUGGACCACCAAAAGCUAACAUUAACGAAGAACUACGUGCGUCGGUUUCAAAUGCUGUCGAAAAAGUUGUGCUUCCAUUACUGACGUCGAAAAAGUAUCACUUAGUUCCAAAAGUAACCGAUUUAGCUAAAGGAAGCUCCCGGCACAAGCAUAUUCUACUGGCUUUGAAAAAUUCCAAACUAGGCAAGCACCAGAGAAAGUUGAUUCUGAAAAUUUUCGAAGUAUGUCCAGAAGUUUUACCAGCUGUGUUCGAAAAUUUUGGAACUUUGUUAAAAACGAAAAAACCAGAAAAUCAAGCAUUUUUGCUGGAAAUUUUACGUGCACCGAAGCCGAAAGAAAUUGUUCCACGUUUUAUAACGGCAGAUGCGAAGCAAGUUUCAAACUUUGUUGUUAAAUCUACACUUCCAAGAACUAUUCUGGAGUACGUCAGCUCUUUCAUCGACAGCAGACCAGCAAUUUGUUUGGAAAUGUUAUCCGUUAUGUUGGGUCAAUGUGAACAGUAUCUUCAGGAGAUAACUAAGUUGACGAAUCUUGAUCAAUUUGAUCAGAAAAAAGUGAAAUUUGACGUUAUCAACCAGAUAUUGGCACUUUUCCCCACCAUCGAUACCAUAAUGUUUUCCAUGAACUCUGUUAGAACCAACAAACUGGUAUCAAAACCAUACAUCGUUAUGGAAUAUGCUAUGGACAUCCUGAUAGCAUGCAUCAGAACAUUUCCAUCCUACAUAGAAAGUUCCGCCUUCAUUACAACUUACCGCAACAUCCUGGACCCGGUUUACAAAAAUGCUGCCCUAGAACAGGAAUACCUUUCUUAUGAAUUCAAAGCUAUUAAAGUCGUAAUUGCUCUCGAGCCUCAAUCAAUCGCCUUCAACUCCAAUCUGUUUCCAUCGGUUCUCAAGCUGCUAAUCAAAGUUUACCUCCACGGAAACCUAGAAAUGCAACGUGAAUCAACCCAAAUGCUACUGUCUCUUUUCCAAAACACGUCCCUAUUUGGAAACAACCCAACCGAAAUAGAAAUCUGGUUUCAAUCACUCAAGCAAAUUGAAUUCACUUCGGCCAUAUUCCCGUACCUGGCAAAGUCAUUCCGCACUGCAGCUGAGCAGCAAAAUCUUCCCAAAGAGAACGAUCACUCGUUAAUAAACGAAGCAUUCGAAAAGGUCCGUAAAUCGGAUUUGGACGAACUGUUCAAACAAGUCGAAGCCGAAAGCUACGGUCAACAGCAAGCCAGUUCUUCGGACAGAACCAUCGAAUUACCUGUGGCGGAUAACUUCCUGAUGUACAUGUUUCACCCGAGCACGGAAAGACCCGAACAGUUUCGACCUUAUUUGGAAGCGGUAGCUUUGCGCUACUUUCACCUACUACCCUAUCCGGAGAUUGUAGAAAAUUGCUGCAAAAGUUUGGGUGGUUCCAUGUACAAGCACUUCCGGAAAACGGUCGUUGAUGGAAAGCUGAAGCGAUUGGAUGAAAACAAUAGGAACGGUUCGCUUGGAAAGCUCAGCGGAUUUUUGCUAGACAAGAAAACUGUUCCACUAGAUCAGAUUAUACAGGAUGACUCCACGGAUCAACGCUGCGAGUUGGUCUAUCUCAUACAUCAGACCGUUUUCUACGCAACCCGCUUUAUUGAGCAAGGUGAUUUGGACCAAGAAUAUGUAUCGGUGUGCUUGCAUUAUCUAAACACCCUACUAGAUCGGCUUCUGCAGGUCGAAAUCGAACUCCCCGCCCAGGAUCGUAAGCUUGACGAAGUUCUGCGUAACAUUUUCUGCCAUCGACCGGUCUUGUAUCAGCAUUUCAGUAUUCGCAAAGAAAGAACGGAGUUGCGAAAAAACGUGACUGGGCUCGUUUAUCAGCUGUUCAAAAAGUUACAAUCUGUCGAAAGUUUUGGACAGCACACGGUGCUUUAUUCGAACAAAAUCGUUGGCGAACUUAUUAGAUCGUCGACACUGGGAGGAGAUGAAUAUAUCUUGGAUGCUGGAUUGGUCGAGAAGUUGUUAGAAAUAUUUGAACUCAACGAGCGCCAUUGUGUGGAAUUGCUGCAGCAUUACGCCAAUUUGCCCCAUCAAAAGUUUAUCAACGAAAAAAAUGAGAAAACCUAUCAUUACAAUUUGUUGGUUGGUAGCCUGAUAAAAUUGGCCAAAAGCUACGACGUUUUCUUGGACGAACAGACUAUGAAGGGCCUGUCCAAAAUAUAUGUUGACUUCAUUCGAGAAAACGGAAACGAGUUAAACUUAGAGAGUUUAGAAAUCGCAAUACUGGACUACCUAGAGACUUUCAGCCAUAACAUAGCUCAUUUGGAUCUUGACUUGUUCCGAAGUUUCUUCGAGAGCAAACGAUUGGGAAAACCGAUGGUUCGUCUUGCCGCUUUUCUUCUGGAAAGGGAUGAUCGAUAUGGAGAAGCUUUUAUUGAACUGAUUCCAGGGAACAUCACUAAAAAAGAAUUGAUUUAUCCGUUGGUCAAUGUAGCAUUCCGUAAAGGUGUUUUGAGCAACAAUAAAGAUGCUUUGAAGAAGACUAUGACCUCAAUUUACAACGAAUUCAAGAGUGGCUUGAGUAAAACCAUCGAAAAACCAGGCAAAGCUGCGGUGAUCUACAAAGAGAAUCAUAUUGCAAACAGCGAGUUGAUUAAAAAUUGUAUGCCAAGCAAUGAAUGUGUAGAUUUUGCCAAGAAAAAACUUAAACUGGAUACAUUGGAAAUAUAUCAGCUAAAACUCAUGAUGGAGAUCUACCGAAAGGCACUAGAAAGUGCGAAUGAUGAUGUCAACCAAUCCAAAGUAAUUUAUGUAAACGUGUUUAACGUUUUACUGCAGUUUUUCAAUAUUUUAUUGAAGGCUUCUGACAUUACCAAGGAACUGGACAAGCUUCAUGAACUGGUUUUGGUCACCUUUUCAUGGGCAGAAACUUCUAAAAAUUCGAAGCACUUAAAGAACGUAGAAUUCAAAGAAAUCACGGAUAGUUCAAACUGGAAUAAUUUCUGCAAAUUUUCCUUGAAGCUUGGAAUUGACAUUCAAAAGUGUCCCGAUAAUCCCUACAGAUAUGACGAUCGUUUAUAUAUUUUGCUGAAAAUCUCAGCUGUACUCGUUAAUCUUUUUUAUAAAGACAACAGCUCACCUGCAGAAUUGGCUACGCUCUACGAACUAGCUUUGACGCACUCCCGAUUUUUGGAUGUGCUGCUUGUUUCUUUCCAGUUUCGAGUGAAAACAUCACUGGUUCAUCUCCUGUUCAACAUCGCUCGCAAGAAUUCUAGCGUUAUGACCAAGAAACACAUCCCAAUACUGCUGGGAGCUUACGGUGCCACAUUAACGGAAACCAACCGUUACGUUCUAGCCUUGAUUCAGCUUUACGAGCAGUCCAACAUCCAUAUGCACGAAUAUCGCCCUUAUCUGUGGGGAGAAACGGCUAUUAAGCAGUUUUCCCUAGGGCAAGAAUCGUCCGAUAAGCAAACUCUGUUCAGAACAAACAACUCUGAAGCCCUCUCCCUAUUCAGCAAAGACAAUCUAGGCAACACUCUUCGUAGUUUUCCUAUCUGGCGCAAACUAGACGCCACCCGACAACUACCAGAUGUGAACUUUGACGAACUAGUCAAAGACUCUCAAAGCCCAGGAAUGAUACAACCUCAAAAUGAACUGGAACGCUACGUCGAGCAACAGCAGUUUCAUCGGAGAAAAAAUCCUCCAGCUGAACUUUUGGAACACUGUGCCGGAAAGCGAGAAGUUCAGGCAGCCAUAUAUGAUCCCUCAUUUUUGCUUCCAAUGAUGGGUUAUUUGUUUGCACCGGAAAACUACGAUCUGCUCGAUUUGGCUGGUAAAAACGGCGCCCUGGCAAUUCCCUUCGCUUGUCUUGCCAGUGACGAUGAGUCGAUGCGAGUGGCAGCUGCCAGUGUGAUCGUGAGGAUUCGAGGCCAUUUGGAGCUUUCUAGAAAAUUCAUCGACUCAAAAUUUUGGCUGCACUUAUUCAACGCAGUACAGAACGGCGUUGCCACGCUAAACCGGGGGAAACCGUCAAAUAAGGACAAACCGGACAACACCAAGAAAAAGUUACCGAAGCCCGCUUUUCUACCGACCCUGUUCAUCGGCGAAACUAUCAACAUUCUACCGGAAGUUCUGAACGAGCUUCACUCGACUCUCACACACUACUUUCUCCUAAAGGACACGUUCGAUUUCAAAGCGGUCCCAAAUUUCUUGGUAAUGUUCCACAGCAGUGAGGUCAAGCACAACCUGCACCGGGUAUUCAUCAUGGAAACAAUUUACAAUGGCAUCAAAAGUCACGAUGACUUCAUGAUUCUUCGAACAUCCCCCGUCAUUCGAGCGCUGCUAGAUUUUUACGGUUCCCCGCUUUCGAACAGAGAGCUAAACAUUCUUAUUUUAAACGCCCUCAACUCUAUUGUCAAAACUCCAAAAUCGUGUGAGGUGAUGGUCAACACACUAGGCUUUCUAACUUGGAUCAGCGAACGUAUCGAGAGCAUCGAGAGUUUCCAUUUCGACACUAUUGAAGCCUUCCUUGGAAUACUGAGCAACAUUUGGUACUCGGUCCAGGUCCAAAGACAGUCUUUCAACGUACCACAAUUAAGCCGCACCAUUCUGAUAAUAAUCCUGAAAUUUGUUCCUCUUUUUUCAACCCGAAGCUCCAGUAAAACACUAUCACGGUUCCUAAACCUAUUGGAGAAAACGACUACAGAUAAGGAAAGUAACCUAACACUAGUUUCAGAAAAGGUGCUGCAAUCGAUGAUGGAAUACUUCGAAAAGCUGUUUGAACAGCAGCUGUGGCAUGUUAAGUACGUGUUGGCUAAUGGGAAUGUGCAACACUGUGAAGAAAGUGUUUCUUUGGCAAGGAAACUUUCGGCUCAGGGUAUGGAGGACAGUACCAUCUUUGUGGUGUUAUCAUUGAGGCGUUUCGUUAUACAAUGGUUGACGGCGCGAAAUGUCGUCAAAGAAAAUUGAGUUGAUUUUUUUAGUAAUGAUGUAAGCCUAUUUUUAAUAAUAA